Molecule: messenger RNA, 1645 nt
Organism: Colletes gigas
Lineage: Eukaryota; Metazoa; Arthropoda; Insecta; Hymenoptera; Colletidae
Gene: Gmd
Product: GDP-mannose 4,6 dehydratase
Exons: 7
Coding region: 178-1248 (356 amino acids)
Biological process (GO): GDP-mannose metabolic process
Molecular function (GO): GDP-mannose 4,6-dehydratase activity
Source: RefSeq, a predicted model, not a curated record
AUUUUAUUCAUGAAGCAUAUACGUAUGAGUGUCAAUUUACGAGUGACGGCCGGCCGAAUGUGUGAUAAACAAGCAAAGCGGAACAAGUGUUAUCUACUCAAAUGCGAUAACGUUUCGAACUAUUGAUAAUAUUUCAAGGAAUUCGAAAAAGAAUAUUAUUUUUUACAAUCCGUUGAAAUGGCAACCGGCGAUGGGAGACGCGUUGCACUAAUCACGGGUAUUACUGGGCAAGAUGGUUCCUAUUUAGCAGAAUUUUUAUUGGAGAAAGGAUACAAUGUUCACGGUAUAAUUAGGCGAGCCAGUUCUUUUAACACCGCUCGCAUCCAACACCUCUACAAAGAUCCAAAAUGUCAUCGUCAGGACAAAAUGAAAUUGCAUUACGGCGAUAUGACAGAUUCCAGUAGUCUAGUUAAAGUAAUUAGUUUUGUGCAGCCAACGGAAAUUUAUAAUCUCGCUGCUCAGAGUCACGUUAUGGUAAGUUUCGAAGUAAGCGAAUACACUGCUGAAGUCGAUGCAGUAGGAACGGUAAGGUUAUUAGACGCGAUACGUACUUGCGGUCUAGAAAAGUCUGUGAAAUUUUAUCACGCAUCUACGUCUGAACUUUAUGGCAGAGUGGUAGAAGUGCCUCAAAACGAAAAGACACCAUUUUAUCCCCGUUCUCCGUACGCCUGCGCAAAGUUGUACAGCUUUUGGAUCGUGGUAAAUUACCGCGAGGCGUACGGAAUGUUCGCGUGCAACGGUAUAUUAUUUAAUCACGAAAGUCCACGUAGGGGAGAAAAUUUUGUCACGAGGAAGGUGACCAGGACAAUAGCAAAGAUACACUUAGGUUUGCAAGAUGUUCUCGAGCUAGGAAAUUUAGAUGCAAAGCGGGAUUGGGGACACGCAAAAGAUUACAUUAAGGCGAUGUGGAUGAUGUUGCAACAACCGGCUCCGGAUGAUUUUGUAGUGGCAACGGGAGAAACGCAUAGCGUUAGAGAAUUUGUGGAAGCUGCUUUCCAAUAUGUAGGCCGCACAAUUAAUUGGAAAGGUGAAGGUGUGAACGAGACAGGGCAAGAUGCACAAACCGGACAAGUAUUAGUCAAAGUGAAUCCAAAAUAUUUCCGUCCAACGGAAGUUGAUGAACUUUUAGGUGAUGCUACCAAAGCAAAAGAAAAACUAGGCUGGAAAGCUACGAUUACAUUCGAGGCUCUGGUAAAAGAUAUGAUGGAUUCCGAUUUAGAAUUAAUGAGGAAAAAUCCGACCGCUUAAUGUUACUUCUUAUUUCUAAAGAAACUCGAUGCAUUUUAAAAAAUACAUUCUGUGUCUCUGUGAGACAAACGAUAUUCAACUAUGGAUACACUUAUUGUAUUAAGAGGAAUCUAAAUAUUAUUUUGUAAAGUUACAUACUUUUAGGUCAGACGUGGACAAGCAUUGUAAGAGAAUUAAUACUAACAGGUGCUAAUAAAAAGUAACUCUGUCCAGCGUCUGAUCUAAAAUAUGUGUACAUAUAAAACGUAAUAAUAAUAUAUGUAAUUCACGUGUGUAUGUGUAUAGUGAUAGCAGUAAAAUUAAAUUUUUCGUCUGCUGCUGUUUGCUUCCAUAUUAUCGAACAAAUAUUUAAAAAAAAAAAUAAAUUAUAAUUUAAAGGUUUUUAAAUUAAUCUACA